This is a messenger RNA of Fragaria vesca subsp. vesca, 772 nucleotides long. RefSeq names its product adenylate kinase isoenzyme 6-like. The transcript has 3 exons. Gene Ontology annotation, molecular function: ATP hydrolysis activity; ATP binding; AMP kinase activity. The record is from RefSeq and is a predicted model, not a curated record. Lineage: Eukaryota; Viridiplantae; Streptophyta; Magnoliopsida; Rosales; Rosaceae. Bases 99 to 641 code for a protein of 180 amino acids. Gene Ontology annotation, cellular component: cytoplasm; nucleus.
GGGGAACUUAGAACGACCCAAGUCACAAAUUGAUCUCAAGCGACCCAAUUUCUGGGUUUAAGUCUAGUUCUAAUUUCACCGAAGCAGAUUUGAAGGGCAUGGCAAGGCAGAGGCCGAAUAUAUUGGUAACCGGCACACCAGGCACAGGGAAGACAACAAUGUCGUCAGUCUUAGCAGAAGAGACACAGCUUCGGCACAUCAACAUAGGGGACUUGGUCAAGGAAAAGAGCCUCCAUGAUGGCUGGGACGACGAGCUUGACUGUUACGUCAUCAAUGAAGACCUGGUGUGUGAUGAGCUUGAAGAUAUGAUGGAACAAGGAGGGAACAUAGUGGACUACCACGGCUGCGAUUUCUUCCCGGAGAGAUGGUUUGAUCUCGUAGUUGUGCUUCAGACUGACAACACUGUCUUGUAUGACCGUUUGGCUCAGAGAGGGUACUCUGGCUCGAAGCUUUCGAACAAUGUUGAAUGUGAAAUAUUUCAAACUCUGCUGGAGGAGGCGAAAGAGAGCUACCCGGAAGAUAUCGUACGACCUCUGAAGAGUGAUAGCAUUGAAGACAUUUCUGCAAAUCUCACUUCUUUGACUGAUUGGGUGAGGAGGUGGCAACCAUCGACUGAGUCUGCACGGUGUAGUUCUGCUUGAAGCAGGUUUUUGGUUGCUAGUUUCAUUUUGUUAAACAUUUAAGAGGUUUCUUGUACUAAUAUUAUAAACAUGUAUAUGAUGUGAGUAUUUUGUGAAAUCGAAUUUCUAAUGAAGGUUAUUCGCAUAAGACU